AAACCAGAGAGACUCGGACACAUUGCGCCUGCGCAGUUUGCCUAAGUGGUAGAGCGCUACAAGCGGUCGGAGGUACGUAUCGCUGCUAGCUUUUUGCCUUGUCUCUCAGUUCUUCUCAGGCCGGAGGGGGGUAUUGGCUCCAUCUAAUGGGGGUGCGAGCGAUGCGGUGAAUCCGACAAGGCAAGCAGCCGCUAUGGGGGCUCGAACACAAUAAAGCCGAAGCGUUGGUUAGCUAAUAAAAGGCAGACGUGUACCCGGGGCCGGUAGCGACAUGGAAGCUGAGCUUUACUUCCUGAUCGCCCGCUUCCUACAGUCUGGCCCCUGCCGCAGAUCCGCACAGGUGCUGGCGGAGGAACUGGAGGAGUACCGGCUCAUCCCACCACGCUUAGACUGGGAAGGGAAGGAACACCGGAGAACUUAUCAGGAUCUGGUGGCAGCCAAUGCACACAUUCCACCAGACUACCUGCUGAAAAUCUGUGAGCGUUUUGGACCUAUCCUAGAUCAAGAAAUCCCACCGAGUGUUCCUGGGUUGAAUAGUCUUUUGGGACUUGGAAAACAGUCACUACUCAGAAGUAAAAAAGACUGCAAGCAUACACCAUGGAAAGGGACAGCUUUUGCAGCUUUGCACAGAGGGAGACCACCAGAACUUCCAGUCAACUAUGGCAAGGCCCUCAAUGUUGUAAAUAUCACUUGCGGCAGAGAUCUGACUGGAUAUGCACGUUUCCAUCGCAUAUUUCCAUCUUCAGCUUACCAGCAGAUGAAAAUGCACAAGCGAAUUUUGGGUCAUCUUUCAUCUGUAUACUGCGUGGCUUUUGAUCGUACUGGAAGGCGUAUUUUCACUGGUUCAGAUGACUGUUUAGUCAAACUAUGGGCUACUGAUGAUGGGCGUCUUCUUUCCACACUACGUGGUCAUGCGGCUGAAAUUUCUGAUCUUGCUGUGAAUCAUGAGAAUACAUUGAUUGCUUCUGGCAGCUGUGAUAAAGUGGUGCGUGUGUGGUGUCUUCGCACAUGUGCACCAGUAGCUGUGUUGCAGGGCCAUACAGCUUCUAUCACUUCCAUACAGUUUUGCCCAGGAACAAAACAAAAAACAAGAUACCUCACAUCUACUGGUGCUGAUGGGACAAUCUGCUUCUGGGAAUGGCAUGCAGAUACCAUGACAUUUAAUGAUUGUCCUGUAAAAUUUGCAGAGAGGUCAAGGCCUGGAGUUCAGAUCUCCUGCUCGUCGUUUAGUUCAGGUGGUAUGUUCAUAGCCACAGGAAGUACUGAUCAUGUGAUCAGAAUAUACUAUCUGGGUUCUGGUUCACCAGAGAAGAUCACUGAAUUGGAAGAACAUUUGGACAAAGUGGUCGCUAUUCAAUUCUGCAACAAUUCAGACCGCUUAUGCUUCGUCAGUGGAAGCAGAGAUGGAACUGCUCGGAUUUGGCAAUAUCAACAGCAAGAGUGGAAAAUGACUGUACUGGAUAUGACUACCAAGGUGACUGGGAGCAGUGUUACAAAUCCAGAAGACAAAGUGACCAAGCUUAAGGUCACCAUGGUAGCCUGGGACCGAUCUGAUUCAACAGUUAUUACUGCUGUAAACAAUUUCCUUCUGAAAGUUUGGAACUCUCAUACUGGCGAACUUCUUCAUGUAUUGUCUGGCCAUGAUGAUGAAGUUUUUGUUUUGGAACCUCAUCCUUUUGAUCCAAGGAUUUUAAUCUCUGCUGGGCAUGAUGGAAACAUAUUUGUGUGGGAUCUAGAAACCGGAACCAAAAUUCGUAAUUACUUUAACAUGAUUGAAGGUCAGGGCCAUGGAGCAGUGUUUGACUGUAAGUUCUCUCCUGAUGGCCAAAACUUUGCUUGCACAGAUUCUCACGGACAUGUUUUGCUCUUUGGUUUUGGGUGCAGUAAACCUUACGAAAAGAUUCCAGAACAGAUGUUCUUCCAUACAGACUUUAGGCCUCUAAUAAGAGACUCCAACAACUAUGUUUUGGAUGAACAAACGCAACAGGCCCCACACCUAAUGCCCCCUCCCUUCCUAGUUGAUGUUGAUGGCAACCCACAUCCUACCCGUUUCCAGAGAUUGGUGCCAGGACGCGAGAAUUGCAAAGAUGAGCAACUCAUCCCUCAGCUGGGAUAUAUGUCAAAUGGCAAUGGGGAUGUGGUGGAGCAGGUGAUUGGCCAGCAAACCGGAAAUCAGGAGGGAAGUAUACUUGAUGGGAUAAUCCGAGAGCUCCAGAGGGAACAGGAUGAGAGGCGUACAAAUGAUGGUGAAGGUGAAGAUGUGGAUACACCCAUGUAUAACAGAACAGACUCAAGAAACGGAGUAUGGAGAAGUAAUAGUUUGGAUUUAUCAUCCCCACCUAAUGUUGGUCUUCUUCGGAGUGGCCAAAUUGAGGGUGUUCGGCAAAUGCAUAGUAAUGCACCUCGGAGUCAAAUGGCUACAGAAAGAGACCUAAUGGCCUGGAGCAGAAGGGUUAUAGUAAAUGAACUGCAUCCUGGUGUUAGCAGGGUCCAGGAAGAAUGCAGAACUACUAAGGGUGAAAUGGAAAUCUGUUUGUACACCACAGAGAAAAAGAGGAAACCACCUAACCCUGCACAGAGGACGGAUUAUCAAGCUUUCGGUGGACGAUCACUUAGAAAAAUACAGCGGAAACGUCAGCAUGCCUACCAGACACGUUCCACCAGUGAGCAUGAUGCAGGGGCUACAGUCCCGAGUACAAACGGGGAAGAUUCACAGAGUUCCCCCGAGGAGGAGGAGUCCCAGCAUUCCACAGAGGCUUCAGCAGAUGAAACUGCAGCUCCCUGGCAAUCAGAAACCUCAUCCAGUGAUUCAUCCAGUGAAUAUUCAGACUGGACUGCAGAUGCAGGAAUCAAUCUCCAGCCUCCCAAAAGACAAACACGGCAAACCACUAGGAAAAUGUGCAGUAGUUCAGAAGAGGAGAAUGCUAAAGAGGAAGAGAGGCCAAGGAAACAUAAACUCACCAGACGGAAGAAACAAAGUGAGCGCCUUUCUAUGGAAGGAGAGCCAAGUGAAGAAUGGAUUCCUCCCCAGUGGAUAUUGGACACUAUCCCACGUCGUUCUCCUUUUGUUCCUCAGAUGGGAGAUGAGGUUAUUUAUUUCAGACAAGGCCAUGAAGCUUAUGUACGAGCAGUAAGGAAGGCCAAAAUAUACAACAUUAAUCCACAAAAGGAGCCAUGGAACAAAACGGAUCUCAGGGAUCAAGAAUUUGCGAAGAUUGUAGGAAUUAAGUAUGAGGUGGGACCGCCUACAUUAUGCUGCUUAAAACUCGCCUUACUGGAUCCUACUUCAGGCAAAAUAACUGCAGACUCUUUCUCGGUUAAAUACCAUGAUAUGCCUGAUGUUAUUGACUUCCUUGUCCUUUAUCCGUUUUAUAAGGAGGCGAAAGAGAGAAACUGGCAAAUAGGAGACCGCUUUCGCAGCAUUAUUGAUGAUGCUUGGUGGUUUGGCACAGUGGAAAGUCAGCAGCCAUUCCAGACUGAGUAUCCAGACAGUUUAUUCCAGUGCUAUAGUGUUCAUUGGGAUAAUAAUGAAAGAGAAAACAUGAGUCCUUGGGACAUGGAACCAAUUCCAGAUGGCACAGCUUUGCCUGAUGAAAUGGGUGCUGGUGUUCCUGUUACUUCCGAUGAACUGAAAUCUCUGCAAUAUAAACCAGAAGAAGGAGAGUGGGGAUUAUAUUCAAGAGAUGAAUUUUGUGAGAGAGUUAUCCAAGGCAUUGAUCAACUACUUACUCUUGAUUUUGCCAGCCCAUUCAGUGCUCCUGUGGAUCUCAGUGCCUACCCCUUAUACUGCACUGUAGUGGCAUAUCCAACAGAUCUAAGCACCAUAAGGAAGAGACUGGAGAGCCACUACUAUAGGAGGCUGUCUGCCUUAAUAUGGGAAGUCCGGUAUAUUGAACACAAUGCAAGAACAUUCAAUGAGCCGGACACUCCAAUUGUUAAGACUGCCAAAAUUGUGACAGAUGUGCUGUUACGUUAUAUUGGGGACGAUAAUUGUACUGAUAUAUUGGAGAUCUACAAUCAGGUAAAGACUGAAGACACUGGCAAUACAGAAGAAGAGGAGGGCGGAGCAGUUGAUGUGGAAUCGGAUGCCCCAGGGACAUCUUCUGGACGGGCUCUUACCCGUCGCACUAAAAGAGAUCUGCUUCGCUCCAAUCCGGACUCUUGGAAAGAUCAAUGUAAAGAAAUGUUAGAUUUAAUCUAUGAGCGGGAAGAUUCUGAACCCUUCAGGCAACCAGUCAAUCAGGUCUCAUAUCCUGAUUAUCAGGAUAUUAUUGAAACACCAAUGGAUUUUACCACUGUGAAAACGACGUUGGCAUCUGGAGAUUAUAGUGACCCACUGGAAUUUGCUGCAGAUGUUCGGCUUAUCUUCAGUAACUCCAAGGCAUACACUCCAAACAAAAAAUCUAGGAUCUACAGUAUGACUCUUCGACUGUCUGCACUAUGUGAAACGCACAUAAAAGAUAUCAUCUCUGACUACAAACUAGCCAUGCAACUCCAACAGAGGACGAGGCGAAAAUACAGAAGGCGAAUCAGUAGUAGUAGCAGCAGCAGUAGUAGUAGUAGCAGUAGUAGUAGCAGCAGUAGUUCUACUUCAGCCUCUAGCAGAGAAUCCAGCCCAGACACAAAACCAAGGAAAAUGAAGCUUCAGCAGAAACUUAAUCAGAAUCCUCCACAUCCUCUUCCUAGAAGCAGCUCUUCGUCUUCUUCUCAAAUGUCUGACACUGCUGUGGAGCCUGAUGGAAGUCCUUUUUCUGAAGAUAUGGAUCAACAGCCAUCUUCAUCUGGAGGUUGUAAACCCAACAACCCUGAAACACACAAAGAACAAGAGAAUGUUACAAAGGCAAAAUGUUCUCCUGUCAAAGAGGAACACACAAAUGGCCCUCUAACAAAUGGCGAUGGAGGACACACACCAAAAAUGAAGAGAAAGUUGCUAAGUUCUUCAGAGGAUGAAAGUCCAGAUGAUGGAGAACAAAUGGAAGAAAAGCCUGUUAAAGGUCCAGCAUCUUCCUGUGGAAGCAGAGACUCUGAAUCAAGUUCAAAGAGCGAAACUGAAUCUGAGAGCAGUUCUGAUUCUGGGUCCGAUCAGGAUUAUAAAGAUGGCGACCAUGAUUAUAGCAAAGAGGCCCGUACCAGGGUUAAGAGAAAACUGAGUAAAUCUGGAGAGGCUAAAAAGAGAGGAAGGGGUCGAGGAAGGGGCAGAGGAAGAGGACGGGCAAAAGGUUAUAAUCGUGGUGUAGAUGAAGAAAUCAGAAAAGGCAGGGGUCGAGGCAGAGGAAGGGGAACAUGGAAAAAAGAACCUUCAAGGACACCAGCAUUAAAACGUGCACAAGUGACAGAUGAUGAAGAUGGUGACAAUGUGGAUGAUGAAGAAAGUGAUUUUGUAGAGCAACAAAGAAAAAAACCUAGGAUAAACACAAGGAACCAGGGCAAAAGAACUGUGUUAUAUAAUGAUGAGGAGUCUGAUAAUGAGCAGGAUGGUUUGGGGCAGUUGGAUGAUCCCUUAAACCUAGGAACAUCCAGGUCUGGAAGAGUCAGAAAAAUGACCGAAAAGGCCAGAGUGAGUCAUCUUAUGGGAUGGAAUGGGUGAAUCGUUCUGGCAACUUUAAAAAAAAAAAAAAGUAUAUAUAUACAAAUAGAUUUUAUUUUAAAAUGUACACAGAGGGGUCUUCUACUGCAGGGAUUCUAUCAGAACAAAUUCCGGGGAGAAUAAUUGUCGGCCUGUUAAAUAUUUCCGGUGGUGCUUUUUCAUGCAAUUGUGUAUGUGUAAAUCAGUCGCAUAUUAAGGCCAGCCUUAUUUAUUAGGUCUUAAGCCACAAAAAAUCCAACACUACAUUUUUAAGGGUGCAACUUUUGAUUCUGUAAGAGUGGCAUGAAAUGUUUAUCUCCCCCCUUUUUUUUUUUCUUUUAAAUCCUAAUUCUAGCUUUUGCGUGUGUGUGAUUUGCACCUUUUUACAGAGAUUUUUAAAUGUUUUGUGACUUAACGCUUAAAAACAAAAUAUUUUUUGCACAAGAUACCAACCCUGAGGGCAGCUAGAAAAUGUUUACAGUUUAUAAACCUUUCUGUGGAGCUCCAUUAUAGUAAUCUUCUGAUGCCAAAUGCUUAUCUCCUGAGUUACUCUGAACAACAUAUGUAUUAUCCACUUCAUAGUGGUUUCUUUUUCUUUUUCUGUGUAGAAGUAAUAUCGUGUUCGUGCCUUUGUAAAUAUGAAUGGUAAGAGUUAGUGUUCUCAUGUUGUGUGAUAAAAUCUGCAUUACGAAAUAUUACGUGACAAAUCUGCACUUGGUAACUUCAACAGAAAUUCAUAUCUGUUGGCAUUCGAACAUUUAAACAAUUGACUGUUACUUCAAAAAUAAUGGCUAGAAUUUAGCUCCCAUUGUUCCAUAGCAACAAAUCAUGGGUAAGCUUGUUUAGUGAUUCUACCAUGAAGCAAUACUUUUGCAAAAGAGGAAACCAUUGUGUUUUCCUAUUUUUACAUUUAUCCCAUUUUUUUUUUUUUCAAAUUGAACAAGGUGAGGCAAGCUGGUGCCCAAUUUUAAUUUUUUUUUUUUUUUAUGUGCUGCUGAGGAGCCUAUCCCAUCUCAUUAAACACUGAAGAAUCUAUUCCAUCUAUUAUGGCUUAAUGAAGGUGUCUUAAGAAUGGGUUGAGUAUUUGUUUUACAUUUUUGCAUAAUUGCAGCAACAGAUUAGAAGAAUGCUAUAUUCUUAUUGAUAAUGAAGCAAGAUAAGAUUCAUUAAUUCCUGAAUAUUGAAUGUAGUAUUACACAUUGUCUGUUGUUGCCUUACUAAACUUAACUCAUUACUAUAUAAAUGCUUAUUUGUUUUGUUUUUUUUUUUAAAAAAAAAAAAUGAAAACACUAUCACAGCUAAGCAGUAAAGCCUAGCCAUACAAUAAUAUCAUCUGAAAAGGGAGCCCAUGUAUGGCUGUCUUUAGGCACUAUAAAAUUGCUUUGUUAGUAGGUUGUAUAUUUUAAUUUAAGGAUUUAUGCUAUAAAUUCCCACAUUGUUCAGGUUUUUUCUUUCUAUUUUAAGUGUUGUCCAGACAAAUCUGCUUGAAAUUGUUGCAUUGUCUAUUUUUCCCCCACUUUCAGUUAUUUGAUGCAAGCAACAAAACACUCCACAGACCUAGAAGAAAAAAAGGUGUCACUUAUUUUUCCAGCUAGCAUAUGUAAAUAUUAUUUAUUUCAUGGCAGAGGUGUAAAGUUAGCCAUAAAGGGAAGCUUUGAAAACCUUUUUACUUUCAAAGACAUUGGUAUUUUAUAAUUGUAGUCACAUAAUUGUUUAUAUUGGACUAUUAUGGUCUUCCAUGUUUACGUUUGGGCUCACUCCCGCCCCUUCUAAUAAUAUCCAUUUAAGCUUGUCCCCUGUAUCUUGCAAUCUUUUAAACUGGACCUUAUUACAUCUGGAGGGAGAGGGCGCUAUGCCAUAAAGAAAACAAAAGUAGGAAGUAUGCAAUUGACUGGAAAUGAUCAUCUUUAGUAAAGCAGGAAUUUUGCAAGUAAUUUAAUAUUUUCCCACAUUUAAAUGACCGUUUGGAUUUGUUUUAUAGUUCAGAUUGCUUCAUAUACUAUAUGUGGUCUGUAUUUUAUUUGCAAGUUUGGAUCUACUUGUGUAAAACUUCAGCAUUAAUUCAACCAUAGCUGCUACUGCUGCAUCAAUGACAGUGUUUGGGGAAUUUAUGAAAGAACCAGUGGUCUGAAUCAUUGAUGUAAACAGUGCUUGUUGGAGCUUUGUCCUACCCCCCAAACCUGACAUUGUUGCUACUGCAACCAUGGCUUAAGAAAGGUCUUCUUCCAAAACACAGUAAGUAACACAAGGGCUGGAGUUGAUAAGGUUUUAGUUAAAAAAAAUAUAUAUAUUUAAGGGCCAAGAAUGUUAUUAAACGUAUACUGACACAUUCCUUUAAAAACACAGACUUGCCAGUAUCCUUUUAAUGAUGCGUCUUGCAGGGUAAUUGUGUGACUUCUAGCCUAGGCUUAAGUUAUCAGAGUGUGUAGCAUAGGGGCAGUAUAAGCAGUAGAAAUUAAAAGUAAACCUUAAAUGAAUCUUAUAGCAGUAUUUUAUGAAACUGGAGCAGUAAAACAUGGAUUUUAUAUUGUGGUACAUUGCAUGAGUCAAGUGAGCAUUCUGGGGGUACAGCAUCAUUAACCCCUUUUGUGUUCAGAUAUGCAGAAUGGCCUGAUUUGUGUAGCCUAUUUUAGUAUUCCAAACUAGACGUUUGUACAUACACUUCAUUCUUCUCUCUUUGGUGCACAGAUGAAUUACCAGCAGCAUUUGGUGCUUAUUGCAUUCAUUCAGAUAUUCCAUUUUUAAAGGGCUUCCCUUCUCCUUCAUCUCUUGUGAAUUUUUGAGGAACUUGGCUAGGUUAGGUCAUUGGCUUCAGAUAGCCUGGUUAAUCAAUUGUACCAAACCACUGUUAUUUAAUUGCAUGCAGUUUGACUGCAAGACUUCUAGAUCCUAAUACAUUAAUAAACAAUCAUAACACCGUUUUGUAAAUUUUAAUCUGUUUUUUAAUUAUUGCCAAAUUAAAAUGCAACUUAAUCUUUGACACCUUUCAAGGCAAUCUGUGCAAUUGCACACAAGCAUUUUGUCACCCAGGCGAUUAAUCGCUCGAAUCAAGGUGUACUUGCAUGGCAGUUGCUUGCAAGGGUACUUGUAUGGGUUGGAAAAGCAAAGUGCCAAUCACUGCAUUUCUGAUGUAAUAGUUGAUAGAAAGUUAGGUCCACCUAAGCUUGCAGGCAGGGCAGGGGGUGUUUCAUAUUUCUCUCUCUGUCAAGAGGGAUAAAAUGGGCCCCCCACAGGCCAACUAAAUAGCAACUGUCGUUUUCUCUGGAACUUGUCAGUAUUUACAGUCCAGGCCCGGAACAUCUACUAGUAAUCAGUUUUUAAGAAUUCUCUACACACAAGUUGGUUCCUUAACUUGUAAUACUGUAGCAAAGCUCUUGAAUGCAGUUUUUGUGCUGAUGUUUCCUUCUGCUAUACCCUAACUUUGCUGGACUAUCGCUGCUAGCUUAGUAAAGACCAGCUAGCGGUAUUGUAACCAACUUUCUGUCUUGCAAAUACAAAUAGAAUUCCACUGUACCUUUAUCAUAGUUAAUUUUACUAAAAUUGAAACUGCCAAGUGCCCUUGAAAAAAAAUGUAUUCUUUAUUGUUCCAAAGCAUUGGUGCAGCAAUUAUUAUUACAGUACCUUCUAUUGCCAGUAAAACAAUAUUUACAUAAUGCACUCUAAGCAAGUACCGUUCCACAUUCCCCCAGAAGAUGCCUUAUUUAGAGCUGCUUCUAAUUUGGCAAUUGAAUUUUUUUGAAUUAGGAAUUAACACAAAUAUAUGGUGCUAUAUGAUGUCAUAGCUUGUCAUGUUAAUAAAGCAUUCUUCAUAUCAAUAUAAUGCUUUCAACAGGCAAAUGAUACAGUGGAAGCAGCACCUACUGUACUGCAGAGUGUGUAUUUUUCUGCUUUCUCUUUUGUAACAAGGUAUUGCAUACAGAAUGAUUCAAAAAGGCUCGUUAUCAUAGACAGCAAAAUGUACACGUCAAUUAAAACCUAACUUGUAGGGAAUAGAUUUUGUUAAUGUUACUUUUAUAG
Messenger RNA from Xenopus laevis (African clawed frog), 9583 nucleotides. RefSeq names its product bromodomain and WD repeat domain containing 3 L homeolog (gene brwd3.L). The record is from RefSeq and is a predicted model, not a curated record. Lineage: Eukaryota; Metazoa; Chordata; Amphibia; Anura; Pipidae. Gene Ontology annotation, cellular component: nucleus. Gene Ontology annotation, biological process: cytoskeleton organization; regulation of transcription by RNA polymerase II; regulation of cell shape. The transcript is spliced from 40 exons. The coding region runs from base 272 to 5587 and encodes 1771 amino acids.